AGUUCAGUACGGCCACAAUAAAAGUUCUGAAUUAUUUUUUACAAAAAAGUUACAUACUGCUUAACUAACAUGGCUGAUCAACUUAACGAAGAACAAAUCGCUGAAUUUAAAGAAGCUUUUAGUUUAUUUGACAAAGAUGGUGAUGGAACAGUUACUACUAAGGAAUUGGGUACAGUCAUGAGAUCACUUGGUCAAAAUCCAACUGAAGCUGAAUUACAAGAUAUGAUAAACGAAGUCGAUGCUGACGGUAAUGGAACCAUAGAUUUUCCUGAAUUUUUAACCAUGAUGGCUAGGAAAAUGAAUGACGUUGAUAGCGAGGAGGAAAUUCGUGAAGCAUUCCGUGUUUUUGAUAAAGAUGGUAAUGGAUUUAUCAGUGCUGCUGAAUUACGACAUGUUAUGACAAAUUUAGGUGAGAAAUUAACAGACGAAGAAGUAGAUGAGAUGAUCCGAGAGGCUGACCUGGAUGGCGAUGGACAAGUGAAUUAUGAAGAAUUUGUCAAAAUGAUGACCAAUAAAUCAUAAAUUCAGUUAAAAAAGACACAAACAGUGCCAUUGUGUUAUUCUGUGAUACAACUUUCUAUCGUUUAAUUCAUAUUAUAUUACUUGGAACUUUGAAUUGGUUCAUAUAUAAUGAUAUAUUUGUAAAUAAAUAAAAGUGAAAUUGUGAAAUUGUCAGUAAAUAAAACUUUUUCAAAUGUAA
Messenger RNA from Lottia gigantea (owl limpet), 700 nucleotides. RefSeq lists its product as hypothetical. Bases 70 to 522 code for a protein of 150 amino acids. The transcript has a single exon. Gene Ontology annotation, molecular function: enzyme regulator activity; calcium ion binding. The record is from RefSeq and is a predicted model, not a curated record. Lineage: Eukaryota; Metazoa; Mollusca; Gastropoda; Lottiidae.